Messenger RNA from Geodia barretti, 1305 nucleotides. The record is from the annotation of a GenBank genome assembly. Lineage: Eukaryota; Metazoa; Porifera; Demospongiae; Tetractinellida; Geodiidae.
CCACCAUUUUCCCUUACCUCCCGCACCUUGCCACCAUUUCCCUGACCUCCCGCACCUCGCCACCAUUUUCCCUUACCUCCCGCACCUCGCCACCAUUUCCCUGACCUCCUGCACCUCACCACCAUCAACCCUUGCCCCUGCAUCCCUAGAGAUCUCUUCCCCUCCUGGCGGUUGACAAUGUGCUUUUUUCCCUAGCGGAGAGGCCGUUGAGACGCGGCGGUUGUCUGCCUGUUGUGAGUCUACUGCUGGCUCUGACUCAGAACUCGCAAGUGAAGUCUCCCUCGUGUGCAAGUGUGUAACUUACGGUUUAUAUGUAUUGCAUAACGGUACUGAAUGUGCAUGCUUUUUACAUUUUUGCAUUUUAAUCUCUUCCUCAGGUAGUGGAUCUACUGAUUGCCAUGGCUAACUCGGCUGCUCACAGUCCUCGUGCUGCGGUCAUUCUUGACCCCUUCCCCUCCAUCGUGGACCCCAGCAAUGUCAAUGUUCUUGCCCUUGAUCCACAGAAAAAAGACUUUGAUCUGAUGAAGAGGGUGAUAAAAGAGGUAGUGUCCACGAGAGUGUCAUUGGAGACUCGUGACUGUAUUAAUCUCAAGCAGAAGAUGGACGAAACGGACCCCCUGGCCUUCCCGCUGUUGCAAUGGAUUAUCGCCACAUGUAGAGCUCAUAUCGUCCUGCUACCUGAACCAAGGCAAAUAAAGUCAAUGAAGACGAAGCAUCAGUUUCUGCUGAUUAGCAGUCCUCCGGCAAAAGAAGUAGCCUUCCAACAAGCAAAACAAAAACAUGGAAGUACUUAUGCUUUCCAUGGUUCCAGCAUCGAAAACUGGCACAGCAUCAUGAGAAAAAGCCUUGUGAAUGCUUCAGGAACAAAGUUCCAAUUACAUGGAGCAGCGUAUGGUAAAGGAAUCUACCUAAGUCCAGUCUCCACAGUAUCCUUUGGUUACACAGGCGGACUUUUCUACAUGCCAACAACAAGACACAGACAGGAUGUGCAGUGUCUAGCCAAUAAAACAAACCUCAAGUGCCUAGCCCUCUGUGAAGUGGUGACUUCCAAGGACUUAAAGAAGCAUAAUGACAUCUGGGUGUGCCCUAACACAGACCACGUCUGUACACGUUUCUUUUUCGUCUAUGAAGGCAGCAUGGAUAACACUGACAGUUUUGACACCAGACAGUCACAGUGUAAGAAAGAGAUAAAUCACGCUGUAGCACACAUCAGACAGUUCAAGAAAAGAUGAUACCACGUAGUUCAUUAUUAUCAAUGUGCAUUUCACUUUUCAUAUCUGCUCAUGGUGCAAAAUGAAUGUCCGA